CUCACUUCGUUUGAUUUAUUUGUGAUUUUUUGCAGCAUCCACUACCCUGAGACUUGAGAAGUAAUUUUAAGGUGUUAGACAGUUACAGUUUAGAAAACAAAGUGGUUAGAACUUGAAACCGCGGAAGAUUGUUGUUUAAUCAUUGAAUUGGCUCUGUUUCGAUCAAAAUUCUGCGUUCGUCGAUAAAGUAUCCCAUUGGAGUGAUCAUAAAAAAUGAAUCCUUUCAAUUACAAUGGUGGCGUGUGUGUGGCGAUGAAAGGGGAUAAGUGCGUCGCGAUUGCUUCUGAUCACCGAUUGGGAGCGGGCCGUCUCACUGUAGGCACGGAUUUCCCUAAAGUCUACGAGAUGGGACCUCAUCUCUAUCUGGGGCUUCCGGGCCUCACAACGGAUUCCCUCACUGUGGUGAACAAAUUGAAGUUCCGAGUGAAUUUGUACGAACUGCGGGAAAAUCGCAAAAUCCAUCCUCAUUCCUUCAAAGCCCUGGUGGAGACGUUCUUGUAUGAACGAAGAUUUGGGCCAUACUUUAUUGCUCCGGUCAUUGCUGGUCUUGACGUGGACACUGAAGAGCCGUUUGUGACGGCCAUGGAUUUGUUUGGUGCGGGCGAGAGUAAUGAGCCGUUUGCCGUCGCCGGGACUGCGGAAGAAUCGCUGCUGGGGCUUUGCGAAGCUUUAUGGGAACCAAAUUUGAAACCGGAUGAUCUGUUCGAAACCAUCUCACAAGUCAUUUUAAACGCAGUGGAUUUCGAUUGUUUAGCUGGCGCGGGAGCCACCGUGCAUGUAAUUGAGAAGGACAAGGUGACUACUCGAACGAUCAAAACAAGGAUGGAUUAAGGGUUUUUUAUAUUGAUAUUUUAACUUGAUUAUUGAGUUAAGAAAAUUAAUUUACUUAAUAUUCGGCUGUUAAUAAUAUUCGGCUUACUACUUAAACCGUGGGCUCUAGCUCGUGUACACGCACUUUUCCAUCGAUUUUUUCUUUCGUUGUGUUUGAGUCCUAAGGAGCACUGGACGUUGUGGACAGCAAUGAUGUAAUCGAACAAGAAAUGCUCCGGCUGAAGAUCUUAAGAAUGUGAAAGAACCCUGUGGACGGUAAUCAUGUAAUCGAACGAGAUAAUGCAUAGCUGAAGAUCAAUAUGAAAUUCAUUAAAUU
Molecule: messenger RNA, 1147 nt
Organism: Paramacrobiotus metropolitanus
Lineage: Eukaryota; Metazoa; Tardigrada; Eutardigrada; Parachela; Macrobiotidae
Product: proteasome subunit beta type-3-like
Exons: 6
Coding region: 214-831 (205 amino acids)
Biological process (GO): proteasome-mediated ubiquitin-dependent protein catabolic process
Cellular component (GO): proteasome core complex; proteasome core complex, beta-subunit complex
Source: RefSeq, a predicted model, not a curated record